UUUCUCAGUGAGUUGAUUAAUGAUCAAAACAUUGUCAUCGUACGGGCAUCGAUGAAGUUAAACAACUUUUCGAGAUGUUGAAUAACCUGAGAAGAACGUGCAGUAGAACUGGACUGAUAUUUCGCAUGCAAAGCGUGGUCGUUCGUAGCGUCUCAACGACAAAGACAACAAAUGUUAUUAUAAAAGGCGGUGGUAGAGGGCGGUUAUUGGAUGGUACGAUCGACACACAAACAGAAAAUGUGAAACAACGCAUAGAACACAGCAAACUACUGCAAAGAAAAUAUGAACAAUUAUUUGAACUUGCUAAGAAAGGAGGAGGCGAGAAAGGCAUUGAGAGACACACUAAGAAAAAUAAGAAACUUUUAGUCCGAGAUCGUAUAAAAUUGCUAGUUGAUAAUGACGGCGAAGAUUUUUUAGAGUUAUCACCUUUAGCUGGUUUUGGGUUGGAAUAUGGUGAUGUUCCCGCUGCCGGCAGUGUUUCAGGUAUAGGUUGGAUUCAUGGUAUACCGUGUUUGAUAACUGGUCAUGAUGCUACUAUCAAGGGAGGAACUAUUUAUCCAAUUGGAGUGAAGAAACUACUUCGAUCACAAGAGAUAGGACAUCAUAACCGGUUACCUUGUAUUUACAUUGUUGAUAGCGGGGGCGCUUUUCUUCCAUUACAAGAUGAAAUAUUUCCUGAUAAGCUAAUGGGCGGCCGUGGAUUUUAUAAUCAAGCGAUGAUGUCAUCAGAAGGAAUUCCACAGAUUGCCUUAGUGUGUGGUUCAUGUACAGCUGGUGGUGCCUAUGUACCCUCUAUGUCUGAUGAAGCAGGUAUUGUACACAACAUUGGUAGUGUGUUUUUAGGUGGACCACCACUUGUAUAUGCAGCACUCAAGGAAAUUGUAACUACUGAAGAUCUUGGUGGGGCUACUGUUCAUUGCAAGGUUAGCGGUGUUACUGAUCAUUUUGCAGAGACGGAAGAAGAAGUCUUUGCAAUCGGGCGUGACAUUGUCGAAACUCUAAACCUGCACUCUAUCUAUGAUUUGAAACCAAUGAAAUAUAAAGAACCACUUUUUCCAUCAGAGAACUUAUCAGCAUUUGUUACAACAAAACCAUGUGAACAAAUUGAUAUGUACAAACUCCUGGCACACAUAAUUGAUGGCAGUUAUUUCUAUGAAUUUAAAACCAUUUAUGGACCAACGUUAAUCACUGGAUUUGCCAGGAUAUGUGGCCAUCUUGUAGGUAUCGUUGCUAACCAAGGCGCCAUAUCCCAUGAUGCAUCAUUGAAAGGUGCUCAUUUUGUAGAACUGUGCUGUCAGAGAAACAUACCUAUAAUAUUCCUUCAGAAUACUGAAUCAGAAGAAGGUACCACGGCAACCAACAAAGUUCACCAAGCAGAGACACUUCGAUGUAAAGGUAAACUGGUAGCAACGAUUGCAUGUGCUGAAGUACCUAAGAUUACAGUGGUGGUUGGAGCAAGUUUUCAGAAUGAAAAUUUGACAAUGUGUGGCAGGUCAUUUGAUCCAAGAUUUCUAUGGAUAUGGCCCAAUGCUGCUGUUGGUUUGCAGGAUGACUGUCGGGAUGCAUUUUACUCAACUGCCAGGAUAUGGGAUGAUGGAAUCAUAAUGCCUCAACACACAAGACAGGUUCUGAGCAAGAGUCUCUCAAUUGUUAAACACUUCCCAAAUGAAAGAGAAACGAAGUUUGGUGUGUUGAGAAUGUAACCAUGGAUACAAGCAGUUCUUGAUACUUGAUCUUUCAUGACUGACAAUG
This is a messenger RNA of Saccoglossus kowalevskii, 1752 nucleotides long. Its product is annotated as putative methylcrotonoyl-CoA carboxylase beta chain, mitochondrial. Gene Ontology annotation, molecular function: methylcrotonoyl-CoA carboxylase activity. Gene Ontology annotation, cellular component: methylcrotonoyl-CoA carboxylase complex; mitochondrion. Gene Ontology annotation, biological process: L-leucine catabolic process. The record is from RefSeq and is a predicted model, not a curated record. Lineage: Eukaryota; Metazoa; Hemichordata; Enteropneusta; Harrimaniidae.